Molecule: messenger RNA, 1146 nt
Organism: Symbiodinium sp. CCMP2456
Lineage: Eukaryota; Dinophyceae; Suessiales; Symbiodiniaceae
Source: the annotation of a GenBank genome assembly
AUGUAUGCAAGAGGCGUUGGCAUCGGAAGGACUGUUGCUCUUGCAAAAUAUUUGGGCGGGCGUCGGUCAUACAACAACCUUUUUCAUUGCGAAGUUCAAGUUCGGAUUCGAGCUGCUUUUUCAGGAUUUUCGUCCAUGGGUUCCUUUUGGAGUCGGGCGAGGAGUUCGCGGAAAGCGGUGCGCCUUUUGUUUCGUGGUAUGGUACAGGAAGCUCUUUUGUCUGGGCUUGAAGCCACCGUGUUACAUCCAGCAGAUAUCCGAAAACUUGACAAGGCACUUUUACAUUUGGGGCGGAAGGUUCUGCAAGGUGCUGCGUGCGAGAAACAGACGGUGGCGGAGCAAGACGGUUCAAAUUCUAUCAAGUACCAUGCAAAACCUAACGAGUUUGUUUGGAAACAGUUGCAGAUGGCGCCUUGUGACAUUGAACUCCGGAUUAAGCGUCUUACGUUCUGGCAACAAGUUGCUCGUGCACCUGAUCUGCAGGUAUCUCUUCUGGCUACCAUGUUCGGUCAGUUCGGAUUUGGCAACCCCAUGCUUUGUCUUGACAGUGGUAAGCCAUCUGGCACUGCACAUGCUUGGAUCUUGCAGUUAUGCGAAGACAUUGAGGCUUUGCGCGUAUCGGAUGUCGUCGCUCAUAUUCCUGAACGUAUGGAUGGCAAACCGCUUUUGCUCUUCAUGGCACCAUUACGGGAGGAGUUUGUUCAAGUGGAUUGCUCGAUACUUCGCAAGGUGUUUCUGUCGGUGGCAAUUCCCCCACCUGGGUAUGUUGAAGCUCCUCCUCCUAAUCCGGUGCAACCACCCGCCGACAUUGAUGAACAUGAACAUAUUUGUAUGGAUACUUUGCCUGAUGGUAGCGUAUGUCGUGCUAGCUUCUCCUCUUUUCGCGCACUACAGGUUCACAGACGUGGAGCAAAGGAUCACAAAUUCGUGGCCCCAGAAUAUCACCUCGCUAUCACUAAUCAGUGUCCAUGGUGCCAUGUGGUUUACAAUUCUAUUCAGCAGACGAGGAGUCACAUUAAAAAUUCCCUCCAUCGGCGGCGAUGCCAGGGCAAAGGGAGUAUUGUUCCUGUACCCGUACGGCCUGUGGGUUCGUUGGUUUGCAGUAAGUGUAACUAUAAAUGUUCAUCCACUUCGAGCCUUCAAUAA